Messenger RNA from Ilyonectria robusta, 4252 nucleotides. RefSeq lists its product as uncharacterized. Gene Ontology annotation, biological process: nucleoside metabolic process. Gene Ontology annotation, molecular function: catalytic activity; protein binding. The record is from RefSeq and is a predicted model, not a curated record. The transcript has 3 exons. Lineage: Eukaryota; Fungi; Ascomycota; Sordariomycetes; Hypocreales; Nectriaceae. Bases 235 to 3768 code for a protein of 1177 amino acids.
UUGGGCUUUUCGCCCAGUUGCCGCAGAAUGAAGCGAUAUUGAAUCGUACACUCAUUUGUUGCAUUUCCUCGUAUCGCUCCUGCCUAGGGAUUCAAAGCCAUACUUCCAUUUAUCGAAGUUGUAGGACGCUACGUGACAUCGCUACAAGCACCGCGAGGACCCGAACCCAGCUGCCGUCGUUGAGCCUCAGCCUGGCCUGUACACAUUCCUCCCGGUUCUUGAUCUUUUGACUCAAUGGCUGAGUUAGAUCCCGAGCUCUAUACCGUCGCAUGGCUCGCCCCGCUGGAGAUCGAGGCACGGGCUGCCCUACACUUGUUGGAUAAUCGCCACGAAGGCAGGUUUCCGAUGGGCCGCGGUGAUGACUACGUUUUCCAAGCUGGCGAUGUAUGCGGACACAAUAUCAUCAUUGCAACCCUGCCGGCGGGUCAAGAAUAUGGUACCGGCUCGGCCGCCGCCCUCGCCAGCCAGGUGAAGAGGUUUUUCCCGAAUCUCUGGUUCGGCUUGCUGGUUGGUGUUGCGGCUGGACUCCCCAACCUCUCGCGAGAUCCGCCACUGGAUAUCCGUCUUGGCGAUGUUCUCGUGGGCAUCCCUGAGGGCAACAGUGCGGGGCUUAUAGCCUACGACCUAGGCAAGGAGACAGGUCAAGAUUGUCUUCAGCUCUUGCGCCUCGGUCACGUAUUGGCCACAACGGAAACGGUUGUCCGAUCAGCCAUCGGCAGCAUCAAACUCAAGGCACCGAAGGAUGCAGAAAUGUUUUUGCCGUAUUACGAGCAUAUCAAAGACAAAGAGCAUCCUAACGGCACAUUCAUCGACCCCGGACAAGAGAAAGAUGCACUCUACCAAGUUGACGACGGUGUCACAGAACGUCUGGUAGAACGAGAACGAAGGCUGGAUUCCAAGAGAACUCGAGUCUGGUACGGACCCAUAGGCUCAGGAGAAAAGCUCAUGAAGAAUGCCCGGAAACGGAAUGAGCUGAGAGACAAAUACAACAUCAUUGGCCUCGAGAUGGAGGCGGCUGGGACAAUGAACCGCAUUCCCGUGGGCGUCAUUCGAGGGGUCUGCGACUAUGGAGACGAACAUAAGAAUAAGGAAUGGCAACCGUAUGCUGCUGCAAUGGCUGCCGCCUACGCCAAGGCCGUCUUGGCCGAGAUUCCACCCAAGAGCGUCGUACGAAGAGAAGGUCCGAUUAUAGAGAAUAGCUAUGACGCCGUCGCGAUAGGUGUGGACGGCAAAGCUAAGCGCAGACUCGACGAGCAUGCUCUCUGUGUCAGAGAUGGUAAACCCAAAAGGCACCGUUAUGAAGACGAUAACCAAAGUUUGCAAACCUUACCUCAUCGAGUUCAAGCCGCACCCGGAUCACUGGAUGAAGAAGAGAAAAGGGUGCUAAUGGACUCAUUGAGAUUUGACCAGAUCGAUGCUCGCCAUGAGGGCAUCAAGAAAGCACAUACCAAGACAUGUAAAUGGCUGCUGGUAAAACCCGAGUAUAUCGACUGGCUUGACCCCGAGAAGCUCGGCGACCAUCACGGCUUCUUGUGGAUCAAGGGGAAGCCUGGGGCUGGGAAGUCGACGUUGAUGAAGUUCGCUCUCAACAAUGCCCAAAUGAAGAUGAAGAACAGGAUCAUUAUCGCUUUCUUUUUCAAUGCGCGAGGAGAGCAGCUGGAGAAGUCGACAAUCGGGAUGUAUCGAUCACUGUUACUACAGCUUCUCGAACGACUUCCAGAACUUCAGCGCGUCUUCGAUUCUCUUGGAUUAGUGACAUGGAAUGGUAGCUCCCAGCAGUGGAGCGUUGAUUCACUGAAAGCACUCUUUGAACAAGCUGUACAGGGUCUUGGAACGUCAUCACUGGUGUGCUUCAUUGAUGCGUUAGAUGAGUGCGACGAGCAUCAGAUCCGGGACAUGAUAUCGUUUUUCGAACACGUGAGCGAACUGACAACAUCAGCCGGCAUUGCAUUCCAGGUCUGCUUUUCAAGCAGGCACUACCCCCACAUCACGGUUUCGAAAGGACUCGGCCUGGUCCUCGAAGGGCAAGAGGGACAUGAACAGGACAUUGUCAGCUACCUAGACAACGAGCUGAAGAUUGGACACAGUAAGCUCGCCGAGCGGAUCCGUGCCGAUCUCAAAGAAAAGGCGUCUGGGGUCUUUAUGUGGGUUGUCCUGGUGGUAGGGAUUUUGCAACAGGAGUAUGACGAUGGCCGCAAGCAUACGCUUCGACAAAGACUCCGAGAUAUCCCUGGGGACCUGCAUGAGUUAUUCCGCGAUAUUUUGACACGUGAUCACCGCAACAGAGAUGAGUUACUUCUGUGUAUUCAGUGGGUGCUCUUCGCAAGGCAGCCGCUGAAGCCGGAGCAGUUGUACUUUGCCGUUCUGUCCGGCGUUGACCCUGAGGCUGUAUCCGGGUGGGAUCCCGAUGAAAUCGAAGAACCCGAUAUCAAAAGGUUUAUCCUCAGUUCCUCUAAAGGGCUUGCCGAAGUCACCAGGUCCAAAAAAGCCCCGACGGUUCAAUUCAUUCAUGAGUCAGUCAGGGACUUUCUUCUUAAAGAAAACGGCCUGAAGGAAAUUUGGUCCGACCUCGGAGGGAACUUCCAAGGAGAAAGUCACGAGCGACUAAAGCAGUGUUGCAUCGGUUACAUGGGUAUCGGCUUCGCUGAUCUGAACAUUGGCAUCUCACUCCCGAAGGCAUCGUCCCAGGAAGCUGAAGAAGCUCGCCAAUCGCGAGAUAGAGCGUUUCCGUUCCUAGAGUAUGCUGUACAGAAUGUCCUGUAUCAUGCAGACGCGGCUGAAGGGGGCGGCGUCAGCCAAAAGACUUUUCUCCAGACUUUUCAGGUUGCCGACUGGAUCACGCACGACAACCUAUUUGAGAGAUUUGAAGUGCGCCGACACACUCCUGAAGCAAGUCUUUUGUAUAUAUUGGCGGAACAUAACCUGGCGAAUCUCAUUGGAAUCCACUCGAACAACCUAUCCUGCUUCCAAGUAGAAGUUGAGCGCUAUGGCCCGCCAAUUCUUGCUGCGCUGGCUACGGGUGGUCACGAAGCGGUCUUGGCACUUUUGAGAGCCCAGGCGGAGGCUGAACCCGAAACGUCUCUACUUCACGGCCUGUGUGAACAAUAUUACUCAGAUGGAAAGAAACAAGCUGCUCUUGGACGCGAGUUCAAGUUUCCACGACAACGAACUCUCCUCUCAUAUCUAGCAGAGUGUGGCCAAGAGAUUAUCCUCGCUUUUGUCCUCGCUUCGGGCAACUAUAACGCCGACCUCGAGUUAAAGGACGAAGAAGGACGGACGCCAUUGUCGUAUGCUGCCGAGAAAUGGCGCGAGGCCGUCGUGCGGCUGCUGCUCGACCGGGGCGCACAGAUUGAGGCAGCUGAUAAAGACGGCUUGACGCCGUUAUUAUAUGCCGUCCAUCAGGGAGAUAAGGCUAUUAUCCAGCUGCUGCUCGACCGGGGCGCAUAUAUUGAGGCGGCCGAUAAAAACGGGCGGACGCCAUUAUUAUAUGCCGCCGCAUUUGGGCUUAAGCAUGUUGUACAGCUACUGCUUGGCUGGGGUGCGCAAAUUGACGUGACCGAUAAUAACGGGCAGACGCCGUUAUUACAUGCCGCUGUGCAUGGGAAUGGCGCUGUUGUACAGCUACUGCUUGGCUGGGGCGCACAGAUUGAGGCGGCCGAUAAGGACGGCCGGACGCCGCUAUCCUAUGCCGUUCAUAAAGGGCAUGAUAUUAUCGUGCGGUUGCUCCAGUUGCAUGGUGCUAAAUCUUCAUCGACAACAUCGGCUUGACCUCCAUCCCACCCGCCACCUGCUCCUGCGCUCUGUUUACAUCCCUCUUAUCUUGGCAAAUAGAAUCUGCUGGAAAAUGCUUCCGUAACCUCCCACACAUAGCCAGGCGCUACAAGUGGCGUUCACUCUUCCAGGAGUUCCUUGACAAAACCGUGACCUGAACCAAGUAUUCCCAGCCAGCACAUCGCAACGAGCAAGAAUGGAUGUCUAUUUUAAGUGGUCUACUAAGGCACUAGGCUCCUUCUGCGGGGGCGUCUUUGUCGCCUUGAAAUGCAAAGGACUAGUCUCAAUAGCUUCUCCGUUUCCUGUUUGUCCCUUCGAAAUUGGGAUGCAAGCAAUGAUACACUCAGCCCAACGAAUUCCAAUAUAUUGAGUGGAUUCACAAUCAGCGCCAACUCAAUCUCAAUCAAUAUUGAAUCUAGAAUGCAUAAACAUGAAUCAAUUUUGACCUGCCGUUAAUUGAAUAUAUGUAUGUAAAUUUCUC